Messenger RNA from Cyphellophora europaea CBS 101466, 1506 nucleotides. RefSeq lists its product as uncharacterized. Gene Ontology annotation, biological process: carbohydrate transport; transmembrane transport. The record is from RefSeq and is a predicted model, not a curated record. Bases 1 to 1506 code for a protein of 501 amino acids. Gene Ontology annotation, cellular component: membrane. The transcript has 7 exons. NCBI's taxonomy places the organism in Eukaryota, Fungi, Ascomycota, Eurotiomycetes, Chaetothyriales, Cyphellophoraceae. Gene Ontology annotation, molecular function: carbohydrate:proton symporter activity.
AUGAAAACCAUCAUCUACCUGAUCACCAUUACAACAGCCCUCGGUGGCCUGGUGUUUGGUUUUGAUUCAGGAAUUAUUGCCACGACCUUUGGCCAUGAAUCUUUCCGUGUCACCAUGUAUGGCCCGAGCCAGGUCAACGCGCCAUUGACAGGGGCAAUUGUGUCCCUGUAUAACGUCGGACAAGCAUUGGGCGGUCCAAUGGUGGGUUAUCUGGCGGACAAAUACAGUCGGAAAUACACCAUAUCGCUCGCUGCGCUCAUUUCUGUUGUUGGAGCGGUGCUUCAGGCUGCCGCCAUGCAUGUUGGCAUGAUGAUCAGUGGCAGAUUCCUCGCCGGUGUCGCCUGUGGCCAGCUCCUGGCCGUGGUUCCUGCCUACAUUGCCGAAAUCUCCCCUCCCGGACAGCGAGGCUUCCUUGUCGGCCUACAAGGCAUGAUGGUUGCCAUUGGUUUUGCGCUGGCGAACUGGGUUGGGUACUCCGGCUCCUUUGCUGCAGGGUCCGCGAGCUGGCGCAUUCCUCUUGCGAUGCAAAUUCCUAUUCCCCUGCUUCUGAUGGGAUUGGUGUUCUUGAUCCCAUUCACUCCUCGCUGGCUGGUGCAACAAGAACGCUAUGAAGAGGCUAAAGCAGUAUUGACUCGUCUUCGUGGCGGCGCCGAGGAUGACAAUCUAAUUGCCCAAGAGCUGAUCCAGAUACGUGAGCAAAUCUCGCUGGAGAAAUCGCAGUCCAACGCAUCGUGGAAUUAUGCACUCAAGGCCAUGUUUUCACGCCGCUAUAUCCGGCGUUCAUUGACGGCCGGCUUCAUCGUGGCCCAGGCACAGCUCUCUGGUGCCCCCGUCAUACAGAACUACCAAACCAUCUUCUACGCUCAAGUCGGCUUUACCGGACGCACCUCACUCCUCAUCUCAGGCGUGUAUGGCAUGAUGGGCGUCAUCGGAACUGCACUGUAUCUCACUCUCGUGGCCGACAAGUGGCCCCGCGCCCGGACACUCUGGACUGGGUCGUUAGCGUUGACCGUCAACAUCUCCAUCUGCAUGGCCCUCAGCGCCAGGUUCGGCAGUUCCGGCGACGACGGAGGCAACGGUGCUCGCGCAGCCAUUGCUUUCAUCUUCAUUUACUCGGCCGUGUUUGCCAUGUUCUUCAACGCCAUGAUCUGGGUAGUGCCGUCUGAGUUGUUCCCCAUGUUUUUGCGCUCCAAGGGUUUGGCAUUCGCUGUUUGCCUCAAGUCAAUUGUUGCCAUCGUUCUGUCGCAGAUCACGCCAACGGCACUAGCAAAUAUUGGGUGGCGGUACUACUCACUUUUCAUCGCCUGCAACUUCGUUGCUGCUGUGCUGUAUUUCUUUUACCUUCCAGAGACGGGAGGGAAAACUCUGGAAGAGAUCGCCGAGAUCUUCGGUGAUACAUUGGCCACCGAACAUGUUGGAGAGAUUGAUGUUGAUGCGAAGGCUGAGCUGCAAGGAAACGUUCAGGAGAUCGACAAUGCAGGGAACCGGGCGGCUGGUCGUGCUUGA